AUGCCCAGUGACGAGCUAGUGUUGCUUCCGGCACCGAACCUGGACAAAGCGCCUGCCCGCUACGAUAACGAGAUCGAUGAGCUGGAUGCGCACUGCCAGCAAUUAGCGCGGGACUUUCUGCGUGAAAACCCGACGCUUCGUGACCAGAGCCUGGUGCAACUACGUGACUGGAUAGCGAAGCAUCCGAGCAUCAAGCGGUGCCGCACGGAUGCACGCUUUCUGUUGCGCUUCCUGCGCACGAAGAAGUACUCGUUCAUCAAUGCGUCUACCAUGUUGGAGCGGUAUCUAGCGUGUCGGGUGGUUCAUCCGCACUGGUUCAAGCGGUUGGAUAUCGAGGAUCGGGAGAUGUGUGAUCUUGUGGAGGCGGGCUUUCUCUACCCGGUGCUGGAGAAGGAUGCACGCGGUCGAACGGUGAUUUUUGGCGAUGCGGGCACGUUGGACCCGAAAGUGUACACCGUGGGGCAUGGUAGUCGAAUGCACAUGCUGGUGGGUGAAACGUUGUACGAUGACGCUUCGGUGCAGUGCGCAGGGUUUGUGCUCGUGUACGAUCUGUCCGGUAUAACGAUGGGCAUGUUGGGGUUGGUGACGUUGAACGAUAUCCGCGAUCUGGCGACGUAUCUCAACAACGCAGUGCCGAUGCGCAUCCAGGAGCUACACUUCGUCAACACACCGAGCUUAGCGCUGAAGAUCGCGAACUACACGUUGGCCCUGAUGAACGAGAAACUUCGCAACCGUAUCAUGUGUCACCGCAGUUGGGAGGAUUUGCACAAAAAGGUUGACAAGCGACUGAUGCCCCAAGAGUACGGUGGAGUGAUCCCGAAGGAAGUGCACAUUGCGGAGUUCAAGAAACGCUGCCACAUCUACCGUCCACAGUUGCUCGCGCUGGAUGAGAUGGACUACGAGGUGGGACGCGAUCUGGACAGCUGCAAAAAGUCACACGUGGCCGAAAUUGAAACGGGCACUAUUGGAAGCUUCCGCAAGUUGCAGCUCGACUAGCAAACAAAGAAAGCAACCGGAUCGGAUGGCGUAGUUUUUAAAGCAAUGGGUUCUCUCAGACUGUGAUGUAUCUUUUGACCGUUUGUUAACAUACAAUAAUCCCGAAUGUUUUCAUGUUUGCCUUCUAUACUCAUUGCUCUGGUGGAAAAUGGUGGAUUGAACGUACUUCACCCCGUGUAUGGUAAUGAUUCGAAUAAUUUGAAAACCGCCCCAGGCGGGCUUUGGUUUGGUAGCGUUCGACACAACCAUCUGUUGACAUUGCGCGUAAUGACAAUAAUUAACACCUUCGUGGAACAACACUGGAAUGAAGAUGGGACCAUGAUCGAGUGAAACACCGACUUUUGUUUCUCAUCGUGGAAGAUCGAGCGUCGGGUGCGCUGAUGUGACCAGAAAUGAUAAUCUUUAUUCAAGGAUGACCCUCACGCGAGGUGUGAAGGAUAAACUAUGGAUAUACCACCGUCUGUAUAACGAUGAAAA
Messenger RNA from Anopheles moucheti, 1473 nucleotides. Its product is annotated as clavesin-2-like. The transcript has 2 exons. The record is from RefSeq and is a predicted model, not a curated record. NCBI's taxonomy places the organism in Eukaryota, Metazoa, Arthropoda, Insecta, Diptera, Culicidae. Gene Ontology annotation, cellular component: membrane. Gene Ontology annotation, molecular function: phosphatidylinositol bisphosphate binding. The coding region runs from base 1 to 996 and encodes 331 amino acids.